Miniopterus natalensis is the source of this 1646-nucleotide messenger RNA. RefSeq names its product dual specificity phosphatase 14 (gene DUSP14). Gene Ontology annotation, biological process: protein dephosphorylation. NCBI's taxonomy places the organism in Eukaryota, Metazoa, Chordata, Mammalia, Chiroptera, Miniopteridae. Gene Ontology annotation, molecular function: MAP kinase tyrosine/serine/threonine phosphatase activity. The record is from RefSeq and is a predicted model, not a curated record. Gene Ontology annotation, cellular component: cytoplasm.
CCCUGCACAGGCGGCUUGACACACAGGCACUCUUCCUGCCUCCAGCUCUGACUCAUCUGCUGACGCUUGGGGGAGGAGGGGUAGCUGCUUGAUAUUUUUGGCUUUCCCCCAUAAAAGGGGAGACAGUUUCCUUCAUUCCAAGUCUCUUGAACGUCAGUGUCGAACGUGUCUAUGCUGCUUUCUCAUCUGAAAUCUUGCAUAUUGGUUGAAUUCAGAUCUGAUUCAUACCCACUGUGAUCAGCUCUCUCAAUUAAGACUUUCCAGAUCCAGGACUCCAGAGUAACCAGACCCUUCCCAAGAAGGAGCUUAUACUUUUGGAUUCCCUGGUGGAGGAAAACAAAACACUCUGGUCUUGCUUCCAAUGAUGCAAGUGUGAUUGUUGGCAUCUUCAUGAGCUCCAGAGGUCACAGCACACUACCACGGACUCUCAUGGCCCCUCGGAUGAUUUCUGAGGGAGAUGUAGGAGGCAUUGCUCAAAUCACCUCCUCUCUCUUCCUGGGCAGAGGCAGUGUGGCCUCCAACCGGCAUCUCCUCCAGGCUCGUGGCAUCACCUGCAUUGUUAAUGCUACCAUUGAGAUCCCCAAUUUCAACUGGCCUCAAUUUGAAUAUGUUAAAGUGCCUCUGGCUGACAUGCCUCAUGCCCCCAUUGGACUGUACUUUGACACCGUGGCUGACAAGAUCCAUAGUGUGAGCAAGAAGCACGGGGCCACACUGGUGCACUGUGCGGCAGGGGUGAGCCGCUCAGCCACUCUCUGCAUUGCUUACCUAAUGAAAUUCCACAAUGUGUGCUUGCUGGAGGCGUACAACUGGGUGAAAGUCCGGAGGCCUGUCAUCAGGCCCAAUGUAGGCUUCUGGAGGCAGCUGAUAGACUACGAGCGCCAGCUUUUUGGGAAGUCGACAGUUAAAAUGGUACAGACACCUUAUGGCAUAGUUCCAGACGUUUAUGAGAAAGAGUCCCGACACCUGAUGCCUUACUGGGGGAUUUAAUGUCACCAAAGCCUGCAUCAGCAGCCCCUUGAGCAGUACCAGCAUCUGCUACACACCGUCUGUCUGCUCCCCUCUUCACCUUUCUUUUCAAAUGGUUGAUUUUUUGGUUCUCCCUGAAGUGUUUUUUACACUGGGUGUUCAAAUUUAUAUUAAGAGGUAGGGAGGAGGGGAGGAACAUAAGGGGAAUGCAUACAUUGCUAGUAACAUUUUUAAAACUAACAUUUUGGAAUAGUGUUUAUGAAAAUCUUUAACUGGCUUUUAAUCAUUUUUAAUAAUUUGAACAGUUUAAUAAACUGGCUCUGCUCUAUUUUGAAUCCCAUGCCUUUUGGCAUCAAGACAGGUGCAGGAGCUCAGUGCAAAAAUCACUUUGGGCCCUGGUUAAUCCUCUAGAGACAAGCUUUGCCUAAGGCUGCUGACCACAUAAGCGCUUAGGGACGAUUGAUACCAGCUUCAGUCUCUACUGGAUUAGCCUUACCCUUUCCUUUCCCCUUUAUUAUUUAGUAACUUUGUAAGUUAAAAAAACACACAAAACACCUUUAUUAUUUAGCUGUUAAGUAAUUAAGUAAUUAUAACAAAAUCUGCUGCAAACACCCUCUUGGAAUCAAUGUGCCCCAAGACUAUAUUAACAUUAUUUUUAAUAAACCUAUCUGCUUAACAUA